AUGCAACAAUCACCAAACCUGAAGAGAUACCUAGUCGACAACGAGAAAGACGAUUCGACAGAUACAACAGCAAAGAGAGCAAAAGCAAGCUCCGGCAAUAAUGGGGCCCAAGAAUGCAAUGCCAAACGGCAGUUAGCAAACGAUGCAUAUACAGUGGGAUGGAUAUGUGUGCUUCGUUCAGAGUUGAAUGCAGCAAGAGCAUUGCUAGAUGAAGAGCAUGAAACGUGCCCAACGGCCGAAAGCGACGAGAACCACUAUUUCCUCGGUCGAAUGGGAGCACACAACGUCGCAAUCGCAUUUAUUGGAUCGGGUACUUGCGGAACAAAUGCUGCCGCCAUUACGGCCAUGCGCAUGGUUGAGAGUUUUGGCAACAUUCGAUUCGGGUUAAUGGUCGGAGUGGGCGGAGGAGCUCCAAAACGGCCUCAUCUAGACGACCCAUGGAAAGACAUCCGUCUUGGGGAUGUUGUUGUUAGUACUGCCAGGGGAGGUCACGGUGGCGUUGUUCAAUAUGACAUGGGCAAGUUUAAAAACAACGAAUUUUCGAUCGAGUCACAUUUGAACAAGCCCCCCACGGUGUUAUCUACAGCCGUCCAACUCUUACAAUCCGAUCACGACUUUGGAGAGGGGAAAAUGACGCAAUACAUUGCCGAAGUUGCUCUCAUGUCGACAAAGAAGAAUACCUUGAGAGAUUACCGGUUUCCAGGCGGGGAUAAGGACCAGCUGUUCAGGUCGGAUUAUCCUCAUUCUGGCGGGGAGAACUGUUCAACUUGUGAUGCGACACAGGUGGAGAAGCGACUUGAUCGAGAGUCUGACAAUCCUGCUAUUCAUUACGGACUUAUCGCCUCCGGCAAUGCGGUCAUGAAAUCUGCCCAGCUUCGUGAUAAGUUGCGAGACGAGUGGGAUGUUCUGUGCUUCGAGAUGGAAGCUGCGGGCUUAAUGGAUAGCUUCCCUUGUAUCGUCAUCAGAGGGAUCUGCGACUACUCCGACGAUCACAAACACAAGAUUUGGCAGCCCUAUGCUGCGGUUGUGGCAGCAUCAUAUGCGAAGGAUCUCCUAAGGGUUCUAAAGCCAAGGCAAGUCAAAAAUAUCGGACCAGCGGCGAGAAUGAUCAAACAGUUACAGGAGAUACGACAGGAUGUAUCGGAGGUGCGCGAAGGAGUUCAAGAUCUUGUGGAAGAUAAGAAACUUGAGGCACGAAAUGAGAUCCUUGACUGGCUCACACCUAUCAAUUACGGGCCCCAGCAGAGUGACUACUUGCAGAAAAGACAACCUGGAACUUGCACAUGGAUCCUCAACACGGAAGAGUUCCAAAGGUGGCUUAAAUCAAGUCAAAUGACUUUAUUCUGCCACGGAAUUCCCGGCGCUGGGAAGACAAUUCUUACGUCUGUUAUUGUCGACGAGCUCACUAAAAGAUUUUCUAAAGAUACGAGCACCGGUAUUGCAUAUAUCUACUGUAACUUUCGAGAGCAAGGGAAGCAAAAUAUCCAUAACUUAGUAGCGAGUUUAUUAAAGCAGCUAACGGGAAGCCAGUCUUCCGUGCUGGAGAGUCUUAAAAUGAUUUAUAAUAACCAUAGGCCAAAUGGAACGCGGCCGCCAGUCGGAGAUAUACGAAGACUUCUCCAAUCUGCCGCCUCAGCCUAUUCAAGGAUCUUCAUCAUUGUCGACGCUCUUGACGAAUGCCAAGAGUCCAGAGGCUUCCGGACAGACUUUCUAUUAGAGCUCUUCAAUUUCCAAUCUCAAACUGGAGCAAAUCUCUUUGCAACUUCAAGGCCGAUUCAGGAGAUUACAGACAAGUUUACAGGGGGCUUGUCACUUGAAAUCCGUGCUUUAGAUGAGGACGUGCAAACAUACCUGAAUGGUCAGAUGCACAGGUUACCCCUUGUCGAAAACAAACCUCAUUUGCAAGCCAAAAUCAAGAUCAAAAUAGCUGCGGCCAUCCACGGAAUGUUCCUUCUUGCCCCGUUACAUAUAGAGGCUUUAACCAGGGAGCCAACAAUCGGGCAUAUUGAGUCGACAUUACAGAACUUGCCCAGAGAAUUGGAUGAAAUAUACAAGCAGGCCGUGACAAGAGUCCAAAGCCAAGGGGGAAAUAUUUCAGUCCUGGCAGAACAAAUUCUAUGCUGGGUCGUUCACGCAAGAAGGGUGCUUUCUGUAGUCGAACUCCAACAUGCACUCGCAAUCCAGCUUGGAAAGCUGGAGCUGGAUGAGAAGUUCAUUCCCAGCGCAGAGGUGAUUGGCUCGGUCUGCGCAGGUUUGGUCACCAUCGACAAAGACAGUGAUGCCGUCCGACUGGUACAUUACACGGCCCAGGCCUACUUUGAGAGAUCAUGGGCAGAGUUCUUUCAAGACGCUCAUACCAACCUUACAAAACUUUGCCUUACCUAUGUCUCAUUUAGUGUCUUCGAUAGUGGAUUCUGCGAAACUAACGAAGAAUAUAAACGGCGGCUACAGACCAACCGGUUUUAUGACUACGCCGCACGAAAUUGGGGAUACCAUUCUUACGGUGCCUUGAGUGAUGUGGAAGGACUAAUCCUGCCAUUUCUUGAGAGUGAUGGCAAAAGGUCCAGUGCUGCCCAGGUGAUAAUGCCGGACGAAGACGACUAUUGCUUCCGCGAUUGUCUCUGGGAGCCAACUGAGAUGACGGGAUUGCACCUUGCGGCAUAUUUCGGACUACCAACGUCAAUAAUAGCCUUACUCGAGAACGGGCACAGACAUGAGGCAGAUGCCACGGAUAGCCACGGGCGGACCCCCCUGUGGUUGGCAGCAAAGGAGGGUCACGACAAGGUGGCCGGUCUGCUUCUUGAGAACGGGGUUAGCCUCAAUCCCAUCGACUACUAUGAAAGAACGCCGUUGUGGUUGGCGGUGAAAAAGGGGCACGAGGUGGUUGUCGAGCUGCUGUUGGGGAACGGCGCCGACGCAGACCUGAGGCCAACUGGAUGUUUCGAUAAUGGAGUCACGCCGCUGCACCUGGCGGCAGAGAAAGGGUCCGAUACAAUAGUCAGGUUACUAUUAAAGAGCGGCGCUGACCAAAACGCCAAAGAUUACGAUGGCCGAACACCACUGUGGUUUGCGAUAGCAGAGGAACACUAUGCGGUGGCCGGACUGCUACUAGCCGAGCUGCUGCCAAAGAACGGCGCGAAUCCAGACCCCGGGCUAACUGCAUAUUUUAAAAGGGGAAUUUCGCCGCUACAACUAGCGGUAGAGGAAGGCUCCGAUACAAUAGUCAGGCUACUACUGAAGAGUGGCGUCGACCCAAACGUUAAAGACUGUCAUGGCCGAACACUGCUAUGGCUUGCGGUAGAAGAGAAGCAUUACGAGGUAGCUAAGCUACUGCUAGAGAACGGCGCGGAUGUAGAGCCUAGAGAGUAUGGGGGACGAACACUACCAUGGCAAGCCAUGGAAAAGGAGCACUACGACAUGGUCAAGCUACUGCUCGAGAACGUCGCGGAUCCAGAUUUUAAAAACUAUCAGGGCCGAACACCACUAUCGCUCGCGGCAGAGAGAGGCUACGAUACAGUGGUCAAGCUACUGCUCGAGAACGGCGCGGAUCCAGACUCUAAGAAUUAUCAGGGGCGAACACCUCUAUGGCUUGCAGCAGAGAAUGGCCACGAUGCAGUGGUCAAACUGCUGCUUGGUCAUGGCGCCGACAUCAAAACAAAGGAUACCCACGGCCAGACGCCGCUUAUAUGUGCCGUUCUAUAUGGUCACGAGUCGAUGAUUAAGCUGCUUCUUGACAAUGGCGCCGAUAUUGAAGCAAAGAAUACCUUUGGCCUGACGCCGCUCAUAUGUGCUGUUAGACACGGUUAUGAGUCUAUAGUUGAGCUGCUGCUUGAUCAUGGCGCCGACAUUAAAGUAAAGGAUACUUUCGGCCAGGCGCUGCAUACAUGUGCUAUUAGAUAUGGGCACGAGUCUAUGGUCAAGCUGCUACUUGAUAACGGCACCGGCAUGGAAGCAAAGAAUACCUACGGCUAG
Metarhizium robertsii ARSEF 23 is the source of this 3972-nucleotide messenger RNA. Its product is annotated as Ankyrin repeat-containing domain protein. Lineage: Eukaryota; Fungi; Ascomycota; Sordariomycetes; Hypocreales; Clavicipitaceae. Gene Ontology annotation, biological process: protein localization to ciliary inversin compartment; nucleoside metabolic process. Gene Ontology annotation, cellular component: ciliary inversin compartment. The record is from RefSeq and is a predicted model, not a curated record. Gene Ontology annotation, molecular function: protein binding; catalytic activity. The transcript is spliced from 5 exons. The coding region runs from base 1 to 3972 and encodes 1323 amino acids.